ACCACCGGCCCGGAGCGCAGCGCGGGGCCAGGGGCCGCCCCGGGCCGGGCCAGUGCCGGUACCGGGGCCGGUGGCGGUGCCGGUGCCGGAGCUGUCCAGUGCUGAAGGCUUCGGCCCGGCCCCGCCAUGCCCCGCUCCUUCCUGGUGAAGAAGCUGAAGGCGGACGCGUUCCCUCUCGCCGGGGCUCCCGCGCCCCCCUACGCCCCCCUGGAGCCCCCCUACGCGCUGCCCGGCCCCGCUGCCGGAGAUGGGUACCUACAGCACUGCCUGGCUCCCGCCGGCUACAACCCCGACAAGAAGCAGGGGCUGCCGCCGGCACCGCCAGACCCGGCCUACGCACCCGGCCAGGAGGAGUACAGCGACCCUGAGAGCCCCCAGUCCACCUUCUCCGCCCGCUACUUCAACGGGGAGGCAGCGGUGACGGACAGCUACUCCAUGGACGCCUUCUUCAUCACCGACGGGCGGUCGCGUCGGCGCGGGGAGAGCCAACGCCGCGGCAGCCACCGCCACUCCUGCCCCGAGUGCGGCAAGACCUACGCCACCUCCUCCAACCUCAGCCGGCACAAGCAGACCCACCGUAGCCUGGACAGCAAGAUGGCCAGGAAAUGCCCGACCUGCGGCAAGGCGUACGUCUCCAUGCCCGCCCUGGCCAUGCACGUCCUCACCCACAACCUCAAGCACAAGUGCGACGUCUGCGGCAAAGCCUUCAGCCGGCCCUGGCUGCUGCAGGGCCACAUGCGUUCGCACACCGGGGAGAAGCCCUUUGGCUGCUCUCACUGUGGCAAGGCCUUCGCUGACCGCUCCAACCUGCGCGCCCACAUGCAGACCCACUCCGCCUUCAAGCACUACAAGUGCAAGCAGUGCGAGAAGACCUUCGCCCUCAAGUCGUACCUCAACAAGCACUACGAGUCCGCCUGCUUCAAGGGCUCCGAACACAGCUGUGCAAUAGGGAACUAGUCCCCGUGCCCCC
This is a messenger RNA of Phasianus colchicus (ring-necked pheasant), 970 nucleotides long. It is a transcript of the gene SCRT2, whose product is annotated as scratch family transcriptional repressor 2. Gene Ontology annotation, biological process: regulation of DNA-templated transcription. NCBI's taxonomy places the organism in Eukaryota, Metazoa, Chordata, Aves, Galliformes, Phasianidae. Gene Ontology annotation, molecular function: RNA polymerase II cis-regulatory region sequence-specific DNA binding; DNA-binding transcription factor activity, RNA polymerase II-specific. The record is from RefSeq and is a predicted model, not a curated record.